CGGUCGAGGGCCCUAGACUCGGCUCGGGGAGGCAACAUGGACCGGAUGGCCAGCUCCAUGAAGCAGGUGCCCAACCCCCUGCCCAAAGUGCUGAGCCGGCGCGGGGUCGGAGCGGGGAUGGAGGCGGCGGAACGGGAGAGUUUCGAGCGGACUCAGACUGUCAGCAUCAAUAAGGCCAUUAAUACGCAGGAAGUGGCUGUAAAGGAAAAACACGCCAGAACGUGCAUACUGGGCACCCACCAUGAGAAAGGGGCACAGACCUUUUGGUCUGUCGUCAACCGGCUGCCCCUCUCCAGCAACGCUGUGCUCUGCUGGAAGUUCUGCCACGUGUUCCACAAACUCCUCCGAGAUGGACACCCAAACGUCCUAAAGGACUCUCUGAGAUACAAAAACGAAUUGAGUGACAUGAGCAGGAUGUGGGGCCACCUGAGUGAGGGGUAUGGACAGCUUUGCAGCAUCUACCUCAAACUGCUGAGAACGAAGAUGGAAUACCACACCAAAAAUCCCAGGUUCCCAGGCAACCUUCAGAUGAGUGACCGGCAGCUGGACGAGGCUGGAGAGAGUGAUGUUAACAACUUUUUUCAGCUAACCGUGGAGAUGUUCGACUACCUGGAGUGCGAACUUAACCUCUUCCAAACUGUGUUCAACUCCCUGGACAUGUCCCGCUCUGUAUCAGUGACGACAGCUGGGCAGUGCCGCCUCGCCCCGCUGAUCCAGGUCAUAUUGGACUGCAGUCACCUCUAUGAUUACACUGUCAAGCUUCUCUUCAAACUCCACUCCUGUCUCCCGGCUGACACCCUGCAAGGCCACCGGGACCGUUUCAUGGAGCAGUUCACAAAGUUGAAAGAUCUGUUCUACCGCUCCAGCAACCUUCAGUACUUCAAGCGGCUCAUUCAGAUCCCUCAGCUGCCUGAGAACCCACCCAACUUCCUACGAGCCUCUGCGCUGUCAGAACACAUCAGCCCUGUGGUGGUAAUCCCAGCCGAGGCCUCGUCCCCUGACAGCGAGCCCGUCUUGGAGAAGGAUGACCUCAUGGACAUGGAUGCCUCCCAGCAGAAUUUAUUUGACAACAAGUUUGAUGACAUCUUUGGCAGCUCAUUCAGCAAUGAUCCCUUCAAUUUCAACAGUCAGAACGGUGUGAACAAGGAUGAGAAGGGCCACUUAAUUGACCAAUUGUACCAAGAGAUCAGUGUGCUGAAGGCACAGCUGGAAAACAUGAAGACUGAGAGCCAGCGUGCUGUCCUGCAGCUGAAGGGCCGCAUCAGCGAGUUGGAGGCCGAGCUGGCAGAGCAGAAGCAUCUGCGGCAGCAGGCGGCCGAUGAUAGCGAGUUCCUGCGGGCAGAGCUGGAUGAACUCAAGAAGAAGCGAGAAGACACAGAGAAGGCGCAGCGGAGCCUGACAGAGAUAGAAAGGAAAGCCCAGGCCAAUGAGCAGCGGUACAGCAAGCUGAAGGAGAAGUACAGUGAGCUGGUGCAGAACCACGCUGACCUGCUGCGGAAGAAUGCAGAGGUGACCAAACAGGUGUCUGUGGCCAGACAAGCCCAGGUGGAUUUGGAACGAGAGAAAAAAGAGAUAGAGGAUUCCUUCCAGCGCGUGAGCGAGCAGGCCCAGCGGAAAACUCAAGAACAGACGGAAGUACUAGAGAACUUGAAGCAAGAACUUGCCACCAGCAAACAGGAACUCCAGGUUGUCCAAGGCAGCCUGGAAAUAGCUGCCCAGUCAGAAGAAAAAUGGGUGACCCAGAUUGCUGAACUGGAGAAGGAGCGGGGCAGUUUGGUGAAUGCCAUGGCUCGUCGAGAAGAGGAAUUCUCUGCUCUUCAGGAACAGCUGGAAAACACCCAGCUCAAACUGUCCAGCACACAGGAAUCUAUGUGCCAGCUCGCAAAGGACCAACGAAAAGUGCUUCUGGCAGAAUCAAGGAAGGCGGCAGAGCAGGUGAUACAAGAGGCCCUGAGGCAGCUUGAGGAGCCCACUCUCAUCAGCUGUGCCGGAUCUGCAGAUCACCUUCUCUCCACGGUCAAGUCCGUUUCCAGCUGUAUUGAACAACUGGAAAAAUGCUGGAGCCAGUACCUUGCCUGUCCAGAAGAUAUCAGUGGGCUUCUGCACUCAGUAACCCUCCUUGCCCACUUGACCAGUGACACCAUUGUUCACGGCAGCACCACCUGCCUUAGAGCCCUACCAGAGCCUGCUGAUGCACUGACCGAGGCCUGUAAGCAGUAUGGCAAGGAAACCCUCCUCUAUCUGGCUUUCCUGGAGGAAGAAAGAACCCUUGAGAAUGUCAAUAGCACAGCCAUGAGGAGCUUCCUCAGCAAGAUUGCGGCCAUCGGCGAGAAUCUCCUGCCCAGAGGCCUGGACAUCAAACAGGAGGAGCUAGGAGACCUGGUGGACAAGGAGAUGGCUGCCACUUCAGCUGCCAUUGAAACUGCUACAGCCAGAAUAGAGGAGAUGCUCAGCAAAUCCCGAGAAGGAGACACAGGAGUCAAAUUAGAAGUGAACGAAAGGAUUCUUGGUUCAUGUACCAGCCUAAUGCAAGCUAUUCAGGUCCUGAUUGUGGCCUCGAAGGACCUCCAGAGAGAGAUAGUGGAAAGUGGCCGGGGCACAGCAUCUCCUAAAGAGUUUUAUGCCAAGAAUUCUCGAUGGACAGAGGGACUCAUCUCAGCCUCCAAAGCUGUGGGCUGGGGCGCCACUGUCAUGGUUGAUGCAGCCGAUCUGGUGGUACAAGGCAAAGGGAAGUUCGAGGAGCUAAUGGUGUGUUCCCAUGAAAUAGCUGCUAGCACAGCCCAGCUUGUGGCUGCAUCCAAGGUGAAAGCUGGUAAGGACAGCCCAAACCUGGCCCAGCUGCAGCAAGCCUCUCGCGGGGUGAACCAGGCCACCGCCGCGGUCGUGGCUUCAACCAUUUCUGGCAAAUCACAGAUUGAGGAAACAGACAACAUGGACUUCUCAGGCAUGACACUGACCCAGAUCAAACGCCAGGAGAUGGAUUCCCAGGUUAGGGUGCUAGAGCUAGAAAAUGAACUGCAGAAGGAGCGUCAAAAACUGGGGGAGCUUCGAAAAAAGCACUACGAGCUUGCUGGUGUUGCUGAGGGCUGGGAAGAAGAAACAGAAGCAUCUCCACCUGCACUGCAAGAAGUGGUAACCGAGAAAGAAUAGAGCCGCACUGAUGCCCCACACGUCACAGUUCUUUUCAGUUUCAUCACUUGCACAAACUUGUGAGCAUCAGAGGGCUGGUGGAUUCCAAACCAGGACACUACCCUGAGUCUGUGCACAGAGUCAGAAGAACAGCAGGAGUGUCCUGGCUGAGAAUGCCAAGGCAAUGCUUCCCCUCUUUUGGCAGUUCCGUGGAUUCCCACUGCUUCUUAUGGUGGUUGGUUGGGUUUUGGGGUUUCUUUUUUCAAGUUUCACUCAUAUAGCCAACUCUCCCAAAGGGAACAGCUCUGAAGCUCUGAGCUCCUAGGAGCCCCUGACCACAGCAGUCAACAGCGAUGGUGCUGCUCAGGCUUUACCUUGGUGCUCCCCAUCAGCCUCCAUGCUUGUGUCCAGCUGAGUGUGGGACUCAAGGCCACUUCCCAGGGUCGGGUGGAGCUGCUGAGCCACAGCUUCCCUCCAAAGGCAGAAGUGGAGGGAGUGCCUUUCCCUCCUAAAGCUGGAGCCCCGUUGAAAGCCUCUGCCACCUUCAUAAGGGAUAGGGCCACAGAGAGAAAGGGGGGUGCACACGGCCCAGGUCUUCAGGAGACGCCUUCCUUGGGAACUCCCUGUGACCAGGCUGAAAAACCUUACCGCAUGCUCGAAUGGAACUGGUGAGAAAGCCACACCUCUUUUUCCAGAAUGAAUGUUCCUUGGCACCUCCCUUCAGAUCCAGGCAGGGCCCUAAGAGGGAGCUUGUGAGAGGUUUUCAAUUCUUUUCUCCAAAUGUCUGCCUGCCUUGGUAUCCUCUUGAAUCUGAAAAAGAUGGUUCCAUGUUCUACCUAAUUGACAGACCCAGAAAAUCAGGCAAACUUGCUCCCGGUAGGAAAGAACCCUGUGCUUGGUUUGGUACCUUUAAUAUUUAUUACUAACCUCCGUUCAGCAGCAGCAGCAGCAGCAGCAGCCAACAGAAAGACACUUGGAGCAAUCAGGAUUUCGGGUGUGACUAUGGCAAGGCUUGUAUUUCUGCCCUAUACAUCAGUCUUGAAGAAUUGGAAACAAGGCCAAGAUGCCAUCCCCAUCUGUAACCAGCUUGGAUCACAAAGCAAGCAAGGUUCCACAGAGCAUCCAGGGCAGGGAAAACAAAAAAAGGGGGAACGCUGGCUCUGACUCCUUCCCAACACAUGUCCCGGGCCCUCGAUACCCUGUGGACAGGGAUGAGGGCACAUUAAUAGCCUUGUAGAGAUGGGCAGCCAGACAGCACUUCUCCACCUCCAGCCGGACCCCAGCAUUUAAGUGACCUUUUGAUCUUGGACUGUGUCUUCCUUAUCCAUAGCAACUCCUAGGUAGUAGCCAACAAGCACUUCCCAGGACCUGUCCCAAAGGAACAUUGUAAGUGUGGCUACGUGACAGGUUGUGAGACUCCUGUUUGAUCACUGUGAAUCAACCUCCCUCCUUCCUAUACACCCUCCAGACUCCGUCUCUGUGCAUUUCUAAGUGGGCAUUCAAAAUACUGUCUCCCUUGAGCUCAAAUUAUGAGAUUCAGAUGUGUGAUCUCCACACUGGGCUAAAGAGAGGGUUCAGCAGUAGAAAUUGAGCGCUUGUGUUUAAUGCUUCUUUGUGCUUAGUGCUUUUCCAUCCAAGGCUCAGAAGGAGUGGUGUGUGGCAUCCCUGGCCCACUUGUGCCAAUUAAGCCAAUCAGUGUGUUCUCAAUGUGGGUCAAUAUUUCCAAAGGUGGCUGGUCUUCAUUUCCAGAAUUUCAGCCAAACAUUUGUGCUCAAAAUUACCAGUGGAGGGGAAAAUCUAGUAUAUUGGAGCAGAUUAGGACUCUGAAAAAUACUCCCUCUAAAAAGAAGCCACAGUAAUUUGUUAUUGUUGUUGUUAAUCCUCAUCUGAGGAUAUGUUAAUUGAUUUUAGAGAGAAGGAAGAGAGAGAGAGAGAGAGAGAGAGAGAGAGAGAGAGAGAGAGAGAAACACUGGCCACCUCUUGUAUACACCCUGAACAGGAAUCAAACCCACCACCUUCCAGUGUAUGAGAGAAUGCUCCAAUCAACAGCCACAUUGGUCAGGGCACCACAGUAAUU
Messenger RNA from Eptesicus fuscus (big brown bat), 5206 nucleotides. RefSeq names its product huntingtin interacting protein 1 (gene HIP1). Bases 37 to 3150 code for a protein of 1037 amino acids. Gene Ontology annotation, biological process: endocytosis; actin filament organization; clathrin coat assembly. Gene Ontology annotation, cellular component: actin cortical patch; clathrin-coated vesicle; extrinsic component of postsynaptic membrane. The transcript has 32 exons. NCBI's taxonomy places the organism in Eukaryota, Metazoa, Chordata, Mammalia, Chiroptera, Vespertilionidae. The record is from RefSeq and is a predicted model, not a curated record. Gene Ontology annotation, molecular function: phosphatidylinositol-3,5-bisphosphate binding; clathrin light chain binding; phosphatidylinositol-3,4-bisphosphate binding.